Marmota flaviventris (yellow-bellied marmot) is the source of this 567-nucleotide messenger RNA. Lineage: Eukaryota; Metazoa; Chordata; Mammalia; Rodentia; Sciuridae. The record is from RefSeq and is a predicted model, not a curated record.
AUGACAGCACCCCUGUGCACCUUCCCAGUUCAGUUCCAGGAGCCCUCAGUCAGCGGCCUCUCCCAGAUCACCAGAAGCCUGUACAUCAGCAAUGGUGUGGCUGCCAACAGCAAGCUCUUGCUGGCCAGCAACCAGAUCACUUCAGUCAGCAGUGUCUCGGUAGAGGUGGUAAAUACCUUCUGUGAGGAUAUCCAGUAUACACAGGUGCCUGUGGCUGAUGCACCCAUCUCGAAGCUCUAUGACUUCUUUGACCCCAUUGCUGACCACAACCACAGUGUGGAAAUGAAGCAGGGCUGUAUAUUGCUACACUGUGCUGCUGGCAUGAGCCGCUCAGCCACUUUGUGCCUUGCCUACCUCAUGAAGUACCAUGCCAUGUCCCUGCUGGAUGCCCAUACAUGGACCAAGUCAUGCCGGCCCAUCAUCCGACCCAACACUGGCUUUGGGGAGCAACUCAUCCAUUAUGAGUUCCAGCUGUUUGGCCAGAAUACUAUAUACAUGGCCAGCUCCCCAGUGGGAAUGAUCCCUGACAUCUAUGAGAAGGACAUCUGUUUGAUGAUUCCACUGUAA